This is a messenger RNA of Humulus lupulus (European hop), 3406 nucleotides long. Its product is annotated as probable leucine-rich repeat receptor-like serine/threonine-protein kinase At3g14840. The record is from RefSeq and is a predicted model, not a curated record. The coding region runs from base 9 to 2930 and encodes 973 amino acids. Gene Ontology annotation, molecular function: protein binding; ATP binding; protein kinase activity. Gene Ontology annotation, biological process: protein phosphorylation. The transcript is spliced from 24 exons. Lineage: Eukaryota; Viridiplantae; Streptophyta; Magnoliopsida; Rosales; Cannabaceae.
AAAAAAAUAUGGCUUCACAAUGUAAUACUGUACUGGUACUGUUUCUUCUCUUCUUGGCAGUGGCACCAUUCCAAUGCAAAGCCCAAGCUGGUAUAGCUCUUCCACUGGAUGAAGUGAAAGCCAUUGAAGAAAUAGCUGCACAACUGAACAAGAAAGACUUGAACUUCGCUGACCCUUGUAACCAACCGACUUUUACAGCACAGGAUAAUUACGAAAAUGAAAUCUUCUGCAAUUGCUCCAUCUCUGCUAAUAAUAAUACAUGCCAUGUCCAAAGCAUAUCUUUUACAGCACAGGAUCUUGAUGGUAAUCUUCCACCAUCCCUAUGGAAGUUACCUCACCUUAAGCAAGUUAAUUUGGAACGGAACCUCCUCCGUGGUCCGAUACCAAGAGAGUGGACUUUGACAAAGUUGGAAAGAUUGAUCAUUAAUGCCAACAAUUUAUCAGGAGAAAUUCCUGCCUAUUUAGGAAGCAUAACCACUCUCACUCGUUUGUCCAUAGAGAGCAACUUGUUUUCUGGAACUAUUCCCUCUGAGAUUGGGAAAUUGGUCAACUUGGAAUAUUUGACUCUAUCUGCAAACAAUUUCACUGGAGAGUUCCCUGAUCUCACUAGUCUCACCAAAUUAAAAGAACUAAGGAUCAGUAGUAACUACUUCACAGGAAGGAUGCCUGAGUUUGGCAAUUUGAAACAGCUUCAGAAGUUAGAGGUGGAAGCAAGUGGUUUCAACGGGCAAAUUCCUUCCAGUCUAUCUAACUUGAACAAGCUAAUAGAAUUAAAAAUUACUGACUUAAAUGGGGAGAGCUCAGAUUUUCCGAACUUGAGAAACAUGACAAAGAUAAGAAGAUUGGUGAUGAGGAGCUGUAAUUUAAGAGGAAAUAUUCCUGAAUAUAUGCCUAAUUUGAAAGAUCUAGAAACCUUAGAUCUUAGCUUCAAUAAACUAGAAGGGGAAAUUCCAAAUUUUGUAAAUUUAAGAAACUUGAAGAAAAUGUAUUUCACAAGUAACUUACUCAGUGGAUCUAUUCCAGAUUGGAUUAAAUUCAGAGGCACUGACUACCAAAUAGAUAUUUCUUACAAUAACUUUUAUGAGAAAACUGAACCGUCCACUUGUCAAGAUACUUUCAAUCACUUCCGGAGCACAUCUGGCCAGAAAAAUAACUCAAUGCUCAACAAGUGCUUGGCUCCAUGUUCAAAAGAUCAUUAUUCAUUGCAUAUAAAUUGUGGUGGAAAACCAACUACUAUUGGAGACAUCAAGUACGAAGGGGAUGAAGAAUCUGCGGGUGCUGCAAAAUUUUUCCAUAACUCAGCCUCCACUUGGGGUUUUUGCAACACUGGUGAAUUCUGGGGUAGUAGUAGUCUUAAAGAGAUAGACUACAUAGCAAACAAUGUAUCUGUAUUAAGAAUGAACAACUCAGAGCUCUACACAACCGCACGCAUCUCGCCUCUUUCGCUAACUUAUUUUGCUCGUUGCUUAGGAAAUGGAAAUUACACUGUGAAACUUCAUUUUGCAGAGAUAGUAUUCAGAGACAACAGAUCUUAUUACAGUUUUGGGAGACGAUUUUUUGAUGUUUAUGUUCAGGGAAAGCAAGAGUUGAAAGAUUUCAACAUUGAAAAGAAAGCUAAUGGAGUUGAUAAGGAAUAUAUCGAAGUAAUCAAGGCAGCUGUGAGUAAUAAGACACUAGAGAUUCGCUUUCAAUGGGCAGGAAAAGGAACAAAGAAUGUUCCAAGCCGUGGAAUGUAUGGUUCUCUUAUAUCAGCUAUUUCUGUGGAGUCCGAAUUCAAACCUCCAGAACAGAAAAAAGACAUAAAGUUCAUCAUCAUUGGAGCAGUUUCAGCUUUUUGUCUUCUUUUCAUAGGUUCAGUCAUUCUUUGGUGGAAAAGCUAUAUUGGAACCAAGGAAUCUAGGGAUGAAGUUCUAAGAGGAUUAGAUCUACAAACUGGUUUCUUUACCUUUAAACAAAUAAAAGUUGCAACUAACAACUUUGAUGCUAUAAACAAAAUCGGAGAAGGUGGAUUUGGAUCAGUCUACAAGGGUGUGCUAUUAGAUGGCACUAUUAUUGCAGUCAAGCAACUUUCUUCAAAAUCGAAUCAAGGGAAUCGUGAAUUUAUAAAUGAAAUAGGCAUGAUUUCUGCUUUGCAACACCCAAAUCUUGUCAAAUUGCAUGGAUGUUGUAUUGAAGGGAAGCAACUAUUAUUGGUUUAUGAAUACAUGGAGAAUAAUAGCCUUGCAAAUUCUUUAUUUGAAACUGAAGAAGAUCAUGUGAAAUUAGACUGGAAUACAAGGCAAAAAAUAUGUGUAGGCAUUGCAAGAGGUCUGGCGUUCCUGCAUGAAGAAUCAGCACUAAAAAUUGUUCAUAGAGACAUCAAAGCCACAAAUAUACUACUAGAUAAGAACCUUAACCCAAAAAUAUCAGACUUUGGCCUGGCCAAGCUAAAUGAAGAAGAAAACACCCACAUUAGCACCAGAGUUGCUGGAACUAUAGGAUAUAUGGCCCCAGAGUAUGCAUUAUGGGGUUACUUAACUGAUAAAGCAGACGUAUAUAGUUUUGGAGUUAUGACAAUGGAAAUUGUGGCUGGGAAAAAGAACAUGAGAAGUCACCCGAAUGAAAACUUUGCAUGCCUUCUAGAUUGGGCCAUUUCCUUACAACAAAAGGGAGAUAUAAUGGAACUAGUGGAUCCAAAGUUGGGGUCCAAAUUCAAAAAAGAAGAGGCAAAAAGAAUGAUUAAGGUAGCUCUAUUGUGCACAAAUCCAUCACCUUCAGUUCGCCCCACCAUGUCUGUUGCAGUGAGCAUGCUUGAAGGUCGGGCUCUUAUUCCUGAGUUGAGCUUGUAUUCAAGUGUUCAUGGUGACCAAUCAAGAUUCCAGGCCUUGACAGAAUACAUGGAUCAGUUGAGAGAUCCUAAUCCAGGAGAAUCUAAGAGAUUUGCACAUUAAUCAUUUACUACAAUGAAGAACUCUUUCUUUACAUAAGACUAGAUUAAUGUACCAAAUCAAUCAUAAAUCAUACUUCUCAUCCGCAAGAAAAGUCAUCUACAUACCAUUGCAAAACCUUCCAUGCUUUCCAUACUUCUCGCCUGUCUAUGCUCAGUCCUAAUUUGGGUCAACCAACUCUAACCUCAACACUAUCUCACUCAUUCUUUAGUUCCCCCAAAUUAAAUUAUUUCUCACUCGGCUGUACCACUCACCUGAAAUAUCGCCUAUAGGUCGACUGACUUUCAAUGAAUCUCAACUUAAAAUGGCUUAUGGUUUUGAAAUUGUUAAAAACCAGUUCUCAAUCAAAAGAUGUUGAUGCGGAUGGCAAGCUCAAAUUUUAUACUAAAAUUUCUAUUUAUUAAAGAUUACAUAUGCUUACUGGAUUCGUAUUGUUAUAUUGAUAUUUUUUGUUCAGAUUUAGCUUUGUCUGAUUUGUU